Messenger RNA from Phanerochaete carnosa HHB-10118-sp, 174 nucleotides. RefSeq lists its product as uncharacterized. The transcript has a single exon. The record is from RefSeq and is a predicted model, not a curated record. The annotation marks the transcript as partial. Lineage: Eukaryota; Fungi; Basidiomycota; Agaricomycetes; Polyporales; Phanerochaetaceae.
CAGAUUCAUCCUGCGGCAAAGUUCGUGGUGACGGUGCAGGAGCAUGGUGGGAAAGUUGACAUCUUCAAAUUCGAGCACACGAAAGGGGACGGUACUUCCGACUUUCUGUUCUUGGAUCCGUGCGAGAAGCUCUUGCCGGCGGCACUUGGUAUCCCUGCGUCAAUAGCUGCUUAG